Nicrophorus vespilloides is the source of this 2426-nucleotide messenger RNA. RefSeq lists its product as uncharacterized. The transcript is spliced from 11 exons. Gene Ontology annotation, molecular function: L-malate dehydrogenase (NAD+) activity. Gene Ontology annotation, cellular component: mitochondrion; cytoplasm. The coding region runs from base 6 to 2375 and encodes 789 amino acids. The record is from RefSeq and is a predicted model, not a curated record. Lineage: Eukaryota; Metazoa; Arthropoda; Insecta; Coleoptera; Silphidae. Gene Ontology annotation, biological process: tricarboxylic acid cycle.
AUAAUAUGAACGAAAUCAAGUGCAGUCUUCUACUAAUACUGUCUGUAUGUCUUUCCCUCGAAUCGGCCGGAGUUUUUUCUUCUCCCCAACAAAGAAAUCGUCGCAGUAUGUGUAGUUUUUGCGUGAUCUUUUAUCGUGCCAGAGACAUUCUUUGCACAGUGUUCACCCAUAUAGUUUGUCGCCCCAACUGGAAAACGCAUUCGUCGCAAUUUAUUGGGUUUUUUAAAUCGUUCCUGCAGUACAGUGCCAGCAUUCUCUUGAAACCUUAUAGAACAUUUUUCCAAAUGUACAGCACACACAGCAACAUGUCUAUGAUCCAUAGUCAUUUUGGCUUCAUGGACGGGUUACAACUCAUAAACCCAACCAUUCAGCCACCGACCGCCACAGCACACACAGCCGGCAGGCGCAUCAGGAAUCGUGUGUCUAUGCACACGAUCAUUGCUGAGAAAAUGUCCCUUGGCGAAGCUGCAAAAUUGGAGAUGACUUCGAUGCCUACAAAAACUCCUGUUUCGGUGCUCCAGGAGCUAUUGUCGCGGAGAGGGAUAACGCCCAAGUAUGAACUGGUUCAGAUCGAGGGUGCAAUCCAUGAGCCCACAUUCAGAUACCGGGUGUUUUUGAAUUCGGAGUACAUUGCGACGGGCACUGGCAGAUCUAAGAAGGAAGCGAAACAUGCGGCAGCCAAGAACCUGUUGGAUCUUCUGAUCGGUAAAAUGACUGCAGAGCAAGCAAAUCAAAACGCAAAUGGUACACCUAACAUCGUUGUGCCGAUGCCACCCGAGAACACGAACCAAGUGGUUUCACCUUACGAUGACAAGGUGAUGGGGAACCCUAUAGGUUGGCUUCAGGAGAUGUGCAUGUCGCGACGUUGGCCGCCACCGGCCUACGACAUGGAGCACGAAGAAGGUUUACCACAUGAGCGUUCGUUUACGAUAGCCUGUCAGGUGUUGAAGUUUAAGGAGAUUGGCACCGGCAAGUCGAAGAAGAUGGCCAAACGAAUGGCCGCUCAUAAAAUGUGGCAGUCACUGCAGGACCUUCCCACGGAGGGUGCCAUCACCCUCCCAGGAUACGACGAUUAUGAAGAGGUGAGCCCGACCGCACACCAUGAAAAAUUGUUGGCACGUUUGCCAAAUAUUCACAGCCGAUACGCAGGACUGAAAGAUAGUAAAAUAAGUACCCUACAAACGGCCAACAGCAACCACACGCAUAAAAUAUCGCAAUUCCAUAAAUACAUGGCAAAAAUCAAUGGUCCCAUUUUAAAUGAGCUGCAGAAUUCGAUGUUGGCAAACGCGAAGGAGUUCUGCUACGUGCAGUUCCUCAAAGAUUUAGCCACCGAGCAGAACUUCGAAGUGACAUACGUGGACAUCGACGAGAAGUCCACCACUGGGAGCGUCGGUCAACCCCUAAGUCUCAUGUUGAAGCAGUCCCCGUACAUCGACGAGUUGGCCCUUUUCGAUAAGAAAGGCACCAGCGGUUUGGCUCUGGAGCUGAGCCACAUCGACACCAAAUGCAAGGUCACCUCGUAUCAGCCGCCUACUGCAAGUGAAGCAUUCCAAAAUGCAAGCGUCAUCGUGAUAGUUGCCGGACAACCUUCGGCCCAAACCUCAGAUGCUUGUCGUUUGUUUGAUAAAAAUGCCCCAAUUAUGGCCGAGAUGGCCAAGUACAUUUCCAGUUACGCCCCAUAUGCGAUGGUCGCUGUUGCUUCAAAUCCAAUUGAUGGUAUGUUACCAACGCUCUCUGAAGCUUUGAAGCACAAAGGUACGUAUGAUCCUGCAAGAUUGUUCGGCGUUACGACUCUUAACGUCGUUAGAACGAAUACAUAUGUGGCGGAGGUGCUAGGCUUGGAAGCGGAAUGCGUUGUUGUCCCGGUGAUCGGUGGCAACAUAGGCGGUAAUAUAAUUCCCAUCCUGUCGCAAGCGAAGCCUUGCAACGAUUUAACUGAAGAAGAGGUGAUUGAUAUAACGCGUAAAGUGCAGAAUGCUCACAAUACGUCGAAAACUAUGAAGACUAACGUGGGCGAAAACUUGUCGAUGGCGUUUUCCGUAGCCAGAUUCACCAUAUCCCUGAUAAAAGGUAUACAAGGACACAGUGAUAUCGUCGAGUGCGCUUUCGUGAAGACCAGCAUUCAGCCCUUAACGGAAUAUUUAUGUAUACCGGUGUUGCUGGGACCAAAUGGAAUUCAAAAACAUUUAGCGCUCCCCGAACUCUCGGCCUUUGAACAGUGCCAGCUGGAGUCGUCCAUGGAAGGGCUGAAGAGUUACGCGAUCCGAGCUCGCAGCUUCUUGGGUAUAAAAGAGAAGAAACCGUGCGAUCCCUGUGCUGUCAAACUCAAAGUACCAGAGUGUCCAGAAGACAUGUGCGCCAAAGCUAAAAAUUGAUAAUGUAUCUCGACCCCCCUUUUUUUGAUUUUAAUAAAUCUUUGUUAUUAA